Molecule: messenger RNA, 3084 nt
Organism: Gamsiella multidivaricata
Lineage: Eukaryota; Fungi; Mortierellomycota; Mortierellomycetes; Mortierellales; Mortierellaceae
Exons: 3
Coding region: 1-3084 (1027 amino acids)
Molecular function (GO): protein binding
Source: RefSeq, a predicted model, not a curated record
AUGGAUGUCGUGUUUCUCGAGGUGCUGGUUGUGGCCCUUAUCCCUAAUCCCUGCUGGUACAACAAGCGGCGGGUCGUGGCUUUGGAGAGGAUGGGCCCUCCGAGAGGAGCUUACUUUCCUCCUCACACUUUGUCGACUGAGACUUUCAUCUUUGCAACUAGCCAUAUCAACAGGCCGCUUAUCAUUGCCCGUGCCAAAGCAUCCAUAAGGGGUCAAAUCGCCCUCACCAAUUUUCGAAUGCUUGUCCACUCGGAUCAUUCUUGCGCUCAACAGAUGCGAUCUGACGCCCUCCUCUACCAUAAGAGUUUAAGAUCAGAACACCGUAUACCUUCCUCUAUUAUUCCCCCUCUUCCAGCCCUGCAACAACUUUACGCGUACUUGGAGUCGUCCAAUCAUGUUGACCAGCUCACUGCUGCGGACUGGAACUCAUUCAUCUUUUGGCUGUCUCACCACGAGGAUUAUCGGACACUGAGCGUCGUUCACAGGGCUAUGCUUAGCGAUAUUGAGCUGGGCAGCAAAUGCAGUACGCCAACGUAUAUCCGUCUCGCCGAAGGACGUGUGAGAUUGAUGAGCAGUGAGCCGCAUGCAGGAACCACCUCGGAACGUCUUGGAUUAGAGGCAACCUCACAUGGAGUAUCGUCCUCUAUUUCCGACACAACAUUGCAAUCGUCUUCAGGGGUUGUUCAGACCACCAUCGACUGGAUGGAGUCUUUGGACAUCCCUCGUAGCAUGGAUCUGUAUGAACUUUGGCUCAAGUCGGCUUUUCAGGAAAGGAGUUGGCGCAAAGGAAUCGAAGCUUGGGACCGAAUGAUAGCAGAAGGAAAACAGCUGUUUAUUCCCUCCAUCACUAUGAUGGCUUACGCACUACAAUGCCAUCUACAUUCGGGAAACAUGUCAAAGGCAGGGAAUCUACUUGAGUCGAUUUUGGAGCGAAGUGCAGCGAUCCAACAGCGACAGAAUGAUAAUAAAGUCGUGGAAGGCAGCAUCUCGGCAAGCAUAGGCCGUGGCAGUGGAGAAGGCGAAUUGGAGGUAGGCGCAGUCGAUGAGCGUUCAGAGUUUCCGAAGCGCCAAAAGAAGAGUCUCAGGGCACCCACAGCAUUACAGCACACAUCUGAGGCCACCAUGAAGUCCAACUCGGCCAAUACUGAUUCAUCAAGUGCCGGCUAUCUGCAGGAAUGGAAGAUGACCUUCAACCCCGCAUUGAUUGAGGCCAUCUGUCUUGGCGAUAAGGAUAAGGAUGGGGUUACACUUGCCACGGAGCUGGCUCUGGAACUGUUCAAGGAAGGACAUCUGCUGGACAAGACACGAUUUCGGUUUUUGACGCGGUACAUUGCCGAGUGCAGAUCCUCCGAGGAUGCAGAAGCUUUUUUGAGGCGCUUGGUCGAGUUGACAAAAUCGGCCUCAUUAGCUGCCCCGCUCACUGCGCCAACAAAUAACGAACAGGAUUCGGCUGCAACAUCAUCGUCCCCAAAAGGUUCACGCAGGACAAAAAAGACUAUCGAUUCAACCUCUCGAAUUCUUGCGGAAGUUGGGCUUCAGGAGAUCGUCAAGCAGGCUAGCACCGAGAGGGAUUUUGACCGCGCCCGGAAGAUCUCUCAAGGAAUGGCUAGUCAAGGAAUCCCACUCGGAGCUGAAGCCUCAGAGAGAUUGAUAGUGGGGUUGGCCAGGAGCCAUGAUGUUCGUUCGGCCUUGACAGUACUGGAGCAGUCUUUACAGGACAAGUGGAUACCUUCAAUCGAAACUGCCAACAUCCUAAUGCGAGGUUUGAUCAGGGACAACAUGCUGGAUGAAUCCGUAGCGGUGUUUCGGGACCUGACGGAGAACCACGGCCUCAAGCCCGAUGUGGAGAUGUAUCGCAACUUGAUGAGCCUGGCUUCCUCGUACGGACAGUUGACGAUGACUCAAAGGAUUCUGUCCACCCUAAGGGGCUUGGGAGUCAGACGUGAUGGGGAACAGUAUGAAGAUCUUAUGCGCUGCUAUGUUCGCACGGAGAAUCUGCAAGGGGCAAUCAAGAUAUUCGAGACCAUGGACCGUGCCGGCGUCAAGACUGAAAUCAGGCAUAUCAACGUCUUGCUCGAAGGAGCUGUUCGUCGUACCUCACCGGCCACCGUGGUGGGCAUAUUGGAAAUCAUGUCGUCGCAGCGAGUCCAUCCGAAUGCAGAAACAUGGAACAUUCUUCUGAGCGGUGCGUUCCGUGCCAGAGACGUAUUGCUGGCGCAGGAACUGUAUCACGAACUAACCCACUCGGUCGUGGAGGGCGCCAUGGACAAGGCAGAUGGAUCGUUGCGGGCCUCUCGUCAUCCUGAGACCUUUCGACUUUUGGUCAAUGAAUACGCGGAUCGUCAUGGAGUGGAGCCGGCGCUCAAACUGUUGAAGGGUGCUCUGGAUGCCGCCUAUCCCAGCCGAGUCGCUCCCAGCAUGUAUCGCGAGCUGAUCGAGAAGAGCUGCAAGCAACGCCAGGGUGUUGCUGGAUAUGAGUUUUAUCAGCUUUUGCGGCGAUGCAACCUCAACGACAACGGCACUCCCCCUGAACUUGAUAACCACGGGGACAAAAGCGGCUCUGGAUUGUCGUAUGCCCGAGGCGCAACCAUGUCCUCGACUUCGGUCCCAGCUAUCACUUCAUCGUCUCCAUCGGUGAUGGCCCCGUCGCUGGCCAAACUCUGCAGGCAAUUGAUGACGCAAUUGGAUCGGGAAAAUCAGCUCGAGCUCGGAAAGGAGAUGGCGACGGACCUUAUUCUCACGGGUUUUGAUAUGGACGAGGAUUUAGUGGCGGCAGCGAUCAGGGCGUAUGCGAGAUCGGACGAGUUGGCAGCUGCUUUUGGGCUGUUCACGAAGAUGGGACGUGUAUAUAAUGUCGAGCCCUCGGCGGAGAUGGUCCUGGUGUUGAUGGAGGCUUCGAAGGCACAUGGGCUUUCGCCGACAUCCGUGCUUACUCCUACAGCAGCACCGACAGCGAAUUUGAGGGCAUCUUCGAGAGCAACAGCGGCAUCUUCUGUGAAGUGGGACGAGGGUUCGACUCAACAGUGGAUGAAGGCAUUGAGAGUGUCGAUGGAGAAGUUUGGAAUAUUGGAUGAUACAAUAUAA